This is a messenger RNA of Ambispora leptoticha, 621 nucleotides long. The record is from the annotation of a GenBank genome assembly. Lineage: Eukaryota; Fungi; Glomeromycota; Glomeromycetes; Archaeosporales; Ambisporaceae.
AUGGAUAGUUUUCAGCAAUAUUAUAUUGACUUCGCUAGUGAAGUGUUAAUCAAUAGUCACUUUAGAUUCCCAGACUCACCUGGCAUUGAUUCAAUCGCUUGGUUACGAGCCGAUGUACCAGAAAAUGGAUUUGCCGGUGUUUCGUUUAACAACACUUACAAUGUUGUUAAUGCUGAUUAUUCUAACCCAAAUGCGAGAGGCAGAUAUAUUUCGAAGCAAAUUUUUGAUACAAAACUUGGGACUGCGUGGCAACUAGUUGAGAAGAAUGGCGUCGCACAAUUUAGCAAAAACGUCGGAGAUUCGGCCGGAGAUAAUAUGAUCACCAUAAAAAAUGCUUCGAGGAGUAUCGCUUCUUUGGGUGUAGGAAUGGCCGGACGAUUAUCUGCCAUCAAAAAACGAGUAUAUGUUGGGGCUACAGCUGCGUUCAAAAUUAUACCACAAUAUUAUGUUGGGAUUUUUGCGGAUUUAGAAGUUGGAACGAUGAUUACGGAUGACGUAAUAAUUGCAAAUAAGCUGAUUGAUUUCAACGGGGUCAAUGCUGUAAAAGUCAGAGCAUAUAUUGAAGGUUCUCAAAUCAAGAUCGAUACCACUUAUUCUGUCCGUCAUAAUUCUGCCAUAUGA